AUGGUGCAUCUCGCUGCUGUCGCAGCGGAGGUGACCUCCGUACAGACGGCACGUCUGUUCGGAGACAUGGUGUUCAAGCACCAUGGCAUGCCCACCGACUUUGUGUCGGACCGGGGCACAGACACCGAGAAGAUUCACGCACAGGCUGGGCCUGAUGCGACUACAAGUGGCGAGUCUGUGCAGGGCACAGACGCGGACAAGACCAAUGAGCUGGACCCGAGGUUCAGCUCUCAAGCAAUGGACUUUGUCCACGAACGACAAGCAGUCGUUCGCUUUGUACAAGACGCAAUUGCAGCUUCUGCGGAUGGGCAGAAGCUGAACGCAGACAAUAACGGAAGAGGCGGUCUGAGCGACAUCGGCCACGCAGGCCUUCUGCAAGAGCAGCAGUUGUCUCCACUCAGCGAACUCAGCAGCCUGAACCGUCGAAAGAGCCUCCACGCAGGCGUGGAGCACCAGAGGACUGUGGUCAACCCGGGGUUGACCAUGUGA
Messenger RNA from Phytophthora megakarya, 489 nucleotides. Lineage: Eukaryota; Oomycota; Peronosporomycetes; Peronosporales; Peronosporaceae. The record is from the annotation of a GenBank genome assembly.